AUGUCCAUACAGAUCCACGCUCCAUCUCCAGUCCUGUCCAUGCGAUCGCGGUCGCCUGCCCCGGUGCCCAGCUCCAGCGCGCGUGGCCGGUCCCAGUCAAGAAGGCGCGACUCGUGCGAGCGGCCGUCCUCACCACUCUCGCACCACGCCCAACUACCGCCGCUGCAACGUUCGCCGAUGACACGUCCGUCGAGCCGCUCAGAACGUCUACUACGCGAUACGCUCCGCCGCGCGGAGGAGCACGAUCGCAUGUUGAACGUACAUCCCCUGCCCAGCUCCAAGGUCAUCGGGGCCUCGCUGCCAGGUUCACCGUUCCUGUCGCCCACCGGGGUGUUGACCAUGCCCAACAACGUCGUCCCUGCGAACUCACACUCAAGCCGACGACACAGUCGUCGGAACACUGCCUCGUCUAUCGCGACCAGUGCCUCGUGUGACGACUGCGAACGGCUUUACGAACCCCCCGUCGCCGUUGACCAAGAUGAUGAGUACGAGGAUGUGGAGGAGAGGAAUGGUGGGCAGUGGCGAGGUCAGGUCGGUGGCGCGCACCCGUCUUCUCCCUCACAUCACUACCAAGCGAUGCCGAUGCAGCCGGGGCUGUCUCGUAAUCGCAGCCUGACCAGUCGCAGCGGUGAUGCCAAGCGCACCUUCUCGGAGGCGAACACGAAGGCUCAGAUGGCAUACGGCACCCCGACGUCGCCCACUCCCGUGCGCACGCGGUCAACGACGUCUGCAUCACGGAGACACUCGUAUUCCCACGCACAGUCGCAUUCACAUUCGAAUUCGCGUACGUCGUUCGACGGCGAACACCCAGUGCGCUCGUCCCACCAGUCAAGUACGGUGGUCACGCCGCACGACGCCGUGCUGCGCAGUAGGCUGGAAGGCGUGUUGCGAAAUGCGAAGGAGCAAGAGCGGAGGGAGAAGAGCUCAGAGCGGCGAUACAAGGACGCGGGCUCGAGCAACGGGAGUGGGAGUGGAAGCAGGAACUCAAUGGCGAGUAGCAGGAACCUCAGUGCAGAGGGCGACCUUUUCUUUGGUGCUGGAGGCGAGUCGAGCGUCACUUCGCUGUCGUCCGUCGAUGUGAAGCCGUCUGCUACAGCGGUUGCACCGAGUCGGACUAGUUUGUCGUCGACCCGAUCGGCGCCGACUGGUUUCAGCUUCCCGGCGCGCUCCCCGCCGAUGUCAAAUAUGCCCCUGCGCCCGCCGGGCACGCCCAGCCGCCAGCGCGCGUCGCCAACGAGCUCGCACAGCAGUGGCGUGAGCCCAUUGACUCCGCCGCCGUCGCCGCCGUUCAACGCGCGAACAGCCGCGGAGCAGUGUAAGGCGAUGGACGGCUACGUCUCAUUUGCGACUAUCGAAGGACUCGGUGUGCCCGAGGGCUACGAGGACGACGACAACGAGGACGAUGAUGGCAACGGCCGCGGUCGAUGGUGGCAAUGGCUCACUAUCGCGUCGAAGAGCAGAGACCGCAGUGCGAGCAUCCACAGCGGCAUUUCGCGGUGA
Messenger RNA from Postia placenta MAD-698-R-SB12, 1500 nucleotides. RefSeq lists its product as hypothetical. The transcript has 2 exons. The record is from RefSeq and is a predicted model, not a curated record. NCBI's taxonomy places the organism in Eukaryota, Fungi, Basidiomycota, Agaricomycetes, Polyporales, Adustoporiaceae. The coding region runs from base 1 to 1500 and encodes 499 amino acids.